AUGGAUAUUGAUCUCUUCUGGUCUAUCGGGGGGUUUUUCGGGUUCUUUCUCUAUCCAAACAUUUGCAUGGCAACCGCUCUCAAACUCGACCCAUCUCCAAUAAUAUCCUCGUCCAAUAAUAUUUCAAGAACUCGCCGUUUUCUCAAGUUGUUUGGUCUUCUUUUCAUGAUCCUCAUUGUUUUUGUUAGCUCGUCCGGCGGCCUCUCAAAACCCUCUGAUUUGGGCAUGGCGGCUUCCCGGAAAACCCUUUUAUCGGAGGCUUAUGCCGGAAAAAGUAGUGAUUCUCAUCAAACGGUGGAUUUAGGUGGCGGUAAAAGGGAAAACGGUCAUAUUCCGAAGUCGAAAGGGAAAGAUCACAGCUGGUAUGAGUCGAGCGAUCAUGAAGUUCCAAGUGGGCCCAACCCUAUUUCGAAUAAAUGA
Molecule: messenger RNA, 420 nt
Organism: Striga asiatica
Lineage: Eukaryota; Viridiplantae; Streptophyta; Magnoliopsida; Lamiales; Orobanchaceae
Source: the annotation of a GenBank genome assembly